Messenger RNA from Hibiscus syriacus, 1458 nucleotides. RefSeq names its product protein phosphatase 2C 77-like. Gene Ontology annotation, biological process: protein dephosphorylation. The coding region runs from base 16 to 1437 and encodes 473 amino acids. NCBI's taxonomy places the organism in Eukaryota, Viridiplantae, Streptophyta, Magnoliopsida, Malvales, Malvaceae. Gene Ontology annotation, molecular function: protein serine/threonine phosphatase activity; cation binding. The transcript has 5 exons. The record is from RefSeq and is a predicted model, not a curated record.
CUCUUACAUUAUCUAAUGUUCCUUUGUCGAGUAAUAAGGACAGGUGAAAAGAGGAUCAUGGAGGUAUCUGCAGCAAUUGCUGGUCCUUGUGCUUUUUCGUUAGGCGAUGUGGUUCGUAGUAAUGGCUGUAAGCUUGUUGCGGAGAAGGCAGGCUUGUUGUCACCCUCCGGAACCGAGUGGGAUCGAGGCAAUAACGGAGUCGUUUCCUCCUAUGAUAGUUGUAUUUCUAGAGAAUAUAAUCAUCAAGGAAGCGAGGUUGAGAAAAUUUCAGCUUUGGAGGUUAAUUCUGUGAAAAUUUCAUCAACUAGUGAUGUUCAAGAUGUGAAGAGAGUUGCAGGUUUUUUCGGGGACGAUGACAACAAGUCCGACGAGUCCAAUAAAACAUCGUCGGACUCGAUCCUCGACGUGCAGCAGCAAAAGAGGAUAUGGAAAACUGAAAUCAAGUGUCUGUUUGAAUUAGGGAACAUACCCCUAUGGGGAUUUACAUCCAUUUGUGGUAGGAGACCAGAAAUGGAAGAUGCCGUUGUUGCCAUACCACGAUUUUUGCGAGUCCCUAGUCGAAUGCUGAAAGCCGAGAACGUAGCGAACGGAACGCAUCAAGGUUUAAGCGACCCAGAGACUCAUUUCUACGGUGUGUACGAUGGACAUGGAGGAUGUCAGGUUGCAAACUAUUGCCGUGAACGUAUGCAUUUGGCUUUAGCCGAGGAGAUAGAAAUGGCAAAAUCAUGUAUUCAAGAGGGAAAUGUCGAGCACGACUGGCAGGAACAAUGGAGGAAAGCAUUCUCCAGUUGUUUCAUCAAAGUCGAUGCUGAGAUCGGAGGGGUUCGUAAAGGUGAGAACAAUACCGAUAACGGACCUAUUGCCCCCGAAACCGUCGGCUCUACUGCUGUAGUUGCGGUUGUUCGUCCAACACAUAUAAUCGUUGCCAAUUGCGGCGAUUCGAGGGCAGUUCUCUACCGUGGAAAACAGCCCGUGCCGUUGUCCGUAGACCACAAACCUGAUAGAGAAGAUGAACACACAAGGAUAGAAGCUUUGGGAGGGAAGGUCAUACAGUGGAAUGGAUCUCGUGUUUUCGGUGUUCUAGCAAUGUCGAGGUCCAUCGGUGACAGGUACUUGAAACCAUGGAUAAUUCCAGAUCCCGAAGUGAUGUGCGUUCCUCGAGCCAAAGAAGACGAGUGUCUUAUCCUAGCCAGUGAUGGCUUAUGGGAUGUCAUGAGCAAUGAGGAAGCUUGUGAAGUUGCUCGAAAACGAAUCCUCCUUUGGCAUAAAAAGCAUGGGGACAAAUUAUCCGCAGAAAGGGGUGACGGAGUUGACCCGGCUGCUCAAUCCGCUGCGGAUUACCUCUCAAAGCUUGCUCUUAGUAAAGGAAGCAAAGACAAUAUUACAGUCAUUGUCAUGGACUUAAAAGCACAGAGAAAGUUCAAGAAGAAAACCUGACAGCAAGGAUACCUAAAAAGC